This is a messenger RNA of Carya illinoinensis, 1690 nucleotides long. RefSeq names its product paramyosin. NCBI's taxonomy places the organism in Eukaryota, Viridiplantae, Streptophyta, Magnoliopsida, Fagales, Juglandaceae. The transcript has 15 exons. The coding region runs from base 131 to 1441 and encodes 436 amino acids. The record is from RefSeq and is a predicted model, not a curated record.
AAUACGUUGCUCGUCUUCUUUGGCGGUCUAGUUUGGUUGGGGAAGGAAUUGCAGGGAAACACCGAGUCCUCUCCGAUUGAGAAGGGAAAUUCAAUAUCAUUCUCUGCAAUCUGUCGUCUUUAAAGCUGCCAUGGACGCUCGGCACGCAUCCCUCGGUCGAAGAACGUUGGAAGAGAUUCGUCAGAAGAGAGCAGCCGAAAGAUUGAGCAAAACUUCUUCGGGACCAGAUCUGAGCAAAGCUUCUGUUCCCACUGAUAUUGUUGGGAUGAAAAAAUCAGAGAGCGCAAAUCGACUCAUGGAGACCGACGUCAGUGGUUUGGUAUCUCAGCUACAAGACCUACAGAAGAAGAACGUGGAAUUAGAGGAAGAGAACAAGACGUUGACUUCAAGGCUUCAAACAAGGGAAGCUGAGAAUGACAUGCUACAGAAGCGUGUGACUGAUCUGGAACAAAACACUGUACCAUCUCUGAGAAAAGCUCUAAAGGAUGUGGCGAUGGAGAAAGAUGCAGCAGUUGUUGCGCGGGAGGACCUUUCUGCCCAGCUUCGCAUGCUCAAGAAACGGUUAAAGGAUGCAGAGGAAGAACAAUAUCGAGCUGAGGAAGAUGCUUCAGCCUUGAGAGCAGAGCUGAACUCAAUACAGCAACAAGCAAUUAAUCCACUUGGUGGAAUCAGCUCUAUUGGAAAUUCCCCAGAUAUACAAACCUUAGAAAAGGAGUUAGCUAGCUUAAAAACUGAGUUCCAGCAAGUCUCAAUAUUGAGGCAGCAAGAGCAACAACGAUUAGCCGAGGAGCAAGCCCGAACUUUAGCUCUCUUAGUUGAAAAGCAGGAGAUGGAAGAGAAAUUGACAGCUUUAUCUAGAAGGGCCUCGGAAGAAAGCUCAGAAAAAGCAGCUCAGAAGGAGCUUUCACUGGAAGACAAGGAGAAACUUGAGAAGCAGCUGCAUGAUAUGGCUGUAGUGGUUGAGAGAUUGGAGAGUAGUAGACAGAAGCUUCUGGUCGAGAUUGAUUCCCAAUCUUCAGAGAUAGAGCGGCUGUUUGAGGAAAAUUCUAAUCUCUCGAGUUCUUAUCAAGAGGCAAUGGGCAUAGCAGUGCACUGGGAGAAUCAGGUGAAAGACUGUCUCAAGCAAAAUGAAGAUCUCCGUGGAACUCUAGAUAAGUUGAGAACAGAACAGACUAAGGGCUUGCCUGGAUCUUAUAAAGAUGGGGUGAACGAGACUGGUCCAGCACCUACUACUACUGAAGUUCUCUCUCUCAAGGUCCAACUUGCACACGAACAGAGCAAAGCAGAAGCACUGUCGGCGGAGGUUAUGCAGCUCUCAGCCCGACUUCAACAACUCUCGCAAGCUUAUAAUGGUCUUGCAAGCCUCUAUAAACCAGUACUCCGGAACAUUGAAAGCAGUCUCAUCAAAAUGAAGCAAGAUGGUUCUGUGACCGUGCGGUGACGGCCAGAUAGUGAGCACUCAUGUGGUGAUUUUUUUCAUGAGCUCAUCAAACAAGAGCAUCCAUGUGUAAAGGGUUUUAAAUUUGUGUUUGGCAUUUUUCUUUUUUCCUUUAGAAACAAAAAAUGAGAGAUGGCAUGGCUUUCCAGAGGGAUAUGCAUACUUGUGAGAAAUUUUGUAUUACAAAUUUGCAAUUCAUAUUUUUUGAAAAAGAAAAAAUGUAUUGGUAGAAACCACGAUUACUGGCAGAAA